Messenger RNA from Vitrella brassicaformis, 4471 nucleotides. The record is from the annotation of a GenBank genome assembly. Lineage: Eukaryota; Vitrellaceae.
AGCGAUCAAUGCAAUGCCUUCCCGUCUUCUGUGCCUUGCCGUUGUCGGUCGGUCUGGCUGUGGCAAAGAAUCGCCUCUCUUCGUUUGAUCAAAAGCCCCUCGAGUCAUUGUCAUAGAUACAUGUGCGUGUGUUGUGUCAGCUCACUCGUUUCAUCGUCCAUCCCAUUCAUGCCUGUCUGUGUCUGUCCAUCGGUCUACGCCUCUUGUGUCGGCCACAGAGCGCAGACUGCGUGACGGGGAUAGAACGAGACCAAGCUGUGCACACACACACACACACACAGUGCAAGAGAUGGAUUGCCCACUGAGCCCUCUGGUCAAAUACUCACUUGUGGAGUGCGUCGAUUUGCUGCCUCACUGGCAACGCUGAUGACGCCCCGCGCAGCUUCGACGACGGAGAAGCGCCAAGACGCACCAACCCAACUCCACCGCCUGACACGCAGCAUGACAAUCGCGCACAUGACAUGCCCCUGUCUAUUUGUGUUUGUCUGUGUGCGUACUGCCAAUGCCGCUGUCGUGUGCAGGAAUCUGCCUGGGGUGCAUCUUGACCCCAAGUGCAUCGUCACUGAUCAGAUAUGUGCACACACCGGGGAUGGAUGGAUUGAUGGCUGUACAUAGCAUCGGUCUGUCUGACUCGUUCACCGACCGCGUGAGUAUUUUGUAUGUCGCGAGCAGGUCGGCCAACUCGACGCCAUUCGUCAGGUACGCCAAGGCCAAAUCGUGGCGGCGGAAACAGUAGCUGUGCGAGGCGAUCUCAGACCAAUGCCUACACGUCCACGACACAUACAGCGAAGAGAGAGAAAGAAGAAAGAGAUGGAUGGAGACAUAAGGUCCGUUUGUGUGUUUGUGUCUGUGUCUGUGCUGACUACCUGUUGGUCAUUUGGUUGAGGUUUGUGUCUGUCUGUUCCUGCAUGAUGGCCCCCUUCAACGCGUCUGUCCACUGCUGCAGCUCUGUGUCGUCCGUCGAAGCGAUCCGCUUCCCCACACCAGCCAACACUUCACCUGAACACACACACACGCGCACACAUUUGUUCUCACGUAAGAUGCUUUCGGCGCGUGUGGCGUACUCAUUCGCUGCACGACGUCUUCGGGCGAGGCUUUGCUUCCCUCCAAGUAACAGUGCAGCUCGUGUGCUUACGGCGGUCUGGUCACGAGGUGUGCGCCAGCGAUGUAGCCGAGCUGGGAUUGUGUGCGCAGGGUGUCGUAGAGAGACUGGUGCACGAGCUGGGAGAGGAUGCUCAGGUGAACUCCUUCCUCGAUGCCCAGGUAGGGGUACUGAUAGACCAGCAGGCUUGCUCCAUUGACGUCAUCUGCAUUUGGAUGAGACAUGAAUGUUUCCCCAGUGAUAUGUGUGUGUGUGUCUGUGUGUGUGUGUCUAUCUCACUCACUCACUCUGAAUGGGGUUCCAGGCCUCCACUCGAAUGUGCUGUCCUCGCAAUUGGGCCACAGCUAACUCGGCGGCGUCGGCAGGUGCGAGUGGGUGGCUCACGCCGAUCGUGUGUGCGAAUGCCGUGAUGACGUCCGCACUCUCGGCCUCAUUGAGAUUCCCACAGCUAGGCGACACACACACAGACACAGGUGGAGACAUGAUGAGAAAGGUCUGUGUGAAUUUGCAUGUCUGUGUGUGUAUGUUUGUGACCUCAGCGCCUCGAGGUACAGUCUGUCCAUCUGUUGUGCAAUGGUCUGGUGCAUCUGCUGAGUGGCUUCUCCCGCACUGCUCAAGCCACUGAGGAACGCCGCCAGCUCGGAGCGGUGGAAUGCCUGACGUACACUGAUGGCCUCGGCUAUCUGUGCACAGCACAUACACACAUACAUGCAACACGUGGAUGGAUCCAUGUGUUGUGUUUGUGGGUAAAUGCACUCACUUCGCCGGCGGACUGGACGGCCAGUCCUGUGUUGACGUCGCGCAGGUCAGAGAGGAGCGCACUGAGCGCACGCGACACAGACGAAUCUCCAGCCGUGGUGUGUGCGGUGGCGAACGCCUUUGCGGUCGCAUUGACGAGAUGAGGCAUCUGAAGUGCGUACGCUGUGAACCGGAAAGUCCACCCCCUUUGGUGGCUGUACGUGACACGCGCGGUGGCGCCGCACUGUCGCAGGUCAGCCAGGUCAAUGUCGAGGGCGUCACCGAGGACAUACUCAUACAGGCGGCUCAAUGACGACACACGCAAUGCAGCCUGCACCCAUGAGCAACAUACAAAAUGACAUACGUAUAGUCUCUCUAUUAUGCUGGUGCAGUCGCUCACCUCGUCUGAGUCGAUCUUGGGAGUCUGGAGGGACAGGACCACAUCCGCCUUCGGUGUGAGCACCGUGCGUGUGCUCUUUGCCGGUGGCUGCCCCUACCACCACAGUGUAGCGCCGUCGACGUUGAUGCGUGAGGGCCCAUCUCGGCCUGCCGUGCGAGUGAGUAGUGGCUGUGUCAACUGGGGGAUGAAGCGGAGCGGGGGAGGGACUGAGAGUGGCUCGCUCGAGGCACGCCAGGCGGCGAUGACAUCGGGAGGAAUGGGGGAGAUGGCAAACGGCACCCUGUGACAAAUCCAGAUGUCAGUUUAUGUAUGUCGAUAUCUCUCUCUGCGUGUGUGAGAGUGGCCUGACUUGUAGUGGCGGUCCGUCAUGCAGGGCGGCUAAAGAAUCGCAUCGAAACUCACCUGCAUGCACAACACACAAACAUAGAAGCUGUGUACACAUUGUUUGGCUUCGUGGAUGAUGCGCACGGUCUGCAAAUGCGAUGUUGGCCUUCUCGGGCGUCAUGUGUGUGUGCAGCACAUCCAUCAGCAGCUCUGUGUCGGGCACAUCCAUGAGUCCGUGCACAUCUGCCAGCAGGUCGCUCGGCGGCACAUGUGGGUAGGACAGCGACUCAGUGAGACGCCACGCAUCACCACCUACACCAUUCAGCGGGACAGUGCGAGUGUCUUCACGUGGCUCUUCCGUGUCUUAUUUACUCAUGUCCGUGCUCUUGUCGGUCCAGGCGAAGUCGACAGACGACAUCCGUGCCAGACUCGCAUACACCUCAUUCAGAUCAGACUACACACAAAACAACAGACAGCCACUCACAUCGUUUGCAUCUGUAUGCAUGGAUGGGUGUCACCUCUCGCAGUGCAUUGAGGUAUCCAAACAGGCGAUCCAGCACACGCGGCACGUCCUUCGAGCCCUUGCCGGUGAGUUCCAUCCGGAUCAGUGCCAUGUCAGCGACGCUCGACUGCUCGGCCCCAUACUCGACGGACGACACCAAGUCCUCCUCACGCAGAGAGGCGAAGAGGCCCCCACGUCCUUUGUGUUCCAUCAGGUAUCGCAGGGCCGGGUGGGGCUGGCUGCUCGAGACCUCGCGGAGGGGCGGCAAAGCAAAUGAGACGAACAGGAGAGGAUGCUCGUUCUCGGUUACAGGCAGGUGUAUCAACUGGUUGGUGUUGGUGCCGUCGAAUGGCGAGUCGUACCCGCCGCUUCUUCGCGUGAAGUCGUCUUGUGUGUUCUCACAUAUGCCCUCGUUGGUGGGGGAGACGACUCCGAACGUGUCGUUGAUGAGCUGCUGCUGCUCGGCCAGUGAGAUGGGCGAGAUGGUGCUUACCUACACACACACAAUAUUACAUCAACGGGUGUGUCUCACAUUCACAUCUGCAUACCGUCAUGCGAUGGCCGCAGUAGAAGCGAGAGUGGCUGACACACAGACGGCAGAGAGGAAGAUAUCAAGACAUGACAUAAAAACCUUCAUCUGUGCCAUCUCUGUCGUGCAUUGGCUACAAUCGUUUGAGUGCGGCGCCCAUGUCGACGCCCCGUUGUGCUGGCUCCGUCUCGAGUGUGUCGACCGAGCCCGUGGCGAAAUGUCCCAGUGGCCCACUCGCGAGUGACAUCAGCAGGUACUCCACUUGUGCGUCGACCGACGGCAUGUUCUUCUUGUGCUCGCUGUCGACUGCCUGCACCUCGCUGUGUGCCUCGCGCGCGUCGAGCAGAGGCGACGCAAAGAAGCCCGCGAAGCGCUGCAAGCCCUCGGGAAAGGCAGUCGCUUCCAACUGGGCGAAAAACACCGUCCUGCACGUUUGUUUGCAGAGAGAGAUACAGAAGGAGACAUGCAUGUCUCUGUGUGUCCAUCCAGCCGUGGAUAUGAGCAUCCGUACCUCUCUUUGUCUGUGAAGGCGUUUCCCUGGCCGCCGGCGCGUGUGAGGAACUCGUCGUCUUCCGACGGCUUUGGGUAAGCCGCUGACCCCAAAAAGGCCAUGUGCUCGCUGAAAUGUGCGAGCCCAUCAAUGUCUCCGUCGUCAUGGCUGCCCACAUUGACCGCACACGCGUAGGCCGCUCGAGUCGCUGAUGGAUCGUUGACCGCCACCGCCCGAAUGCCGUUGGCCAGAGUGAAGACGCGGUAGGUCCGGUCGUCGAGGCGAGGUCUCUUGAUGACGUCGGUCUCUUGAUCAACUGACCCAACGGCGGUUGCCGACAGCCAGCAGCACACGAGCAGACUCACUGUGACAGUCAACCGCAUCAU